Closterium sp. Naga37s-1 is the source of this 5778-nucleotide messenger RNA. The record is from the annotation of a GenBank genome assembly. NCBI's taxonomy places the organism in Eukaryota, Viridiplantae, Streptophyta, Zygnematophyceae, Desmidiales, Closteriaceae.
AUGGCCGCCGGCGCCGGCGCCGGUCAAGGGGACAUAUCCGGAGGCGAGUCGGAAGGGGAAGAGGAGACUAUCAUGCUUCGCGGCCGCAGCAAGAACCGGCAGGCUGUGGAGCUGAUUAUCAAGCAGGAGAUCUGCGCGCUUAAGAACGCCCGGCCGAAGAUCACGGCGGCCGGGAUCUGCCAGGUGCUACGCGCAAAAUACGGUAACUCCACCGUGCGAGAGUCGCAGAUCCCGCGCAUCCUGCGCGACGAGCACAAGUGGGGGCGCGCGCCCGCGAACUUCAAGCGCGUGAGGCAGCCGCAUAACGUGCGGCUGGAGGAGGCUCUGGCCAUGUGGGUGCGGGAUAUGAAGGCGCGAGGCGACUUCCGAGUGACGUGCGAUCGCAUCCUGGAGCAUGCGAAGGACAUUGGUCCGUCCCUAGGCGUUCCCGCUUCCUUCAGAUACAGCCGCGGGUGGAUCUCGCGCUUCCUCAGGCGCUGGGGGCUCACACGCAAGGCAGUGGAAGCAGCAAGGGAGGCCAAUUUCAACCCCCUAGACCCCUCCUCGGGCCCCUCUCAUGGCGGUGGGGGAGGCACUGACAGCGCCGCACACAUCAUUGACAGCAGGAGCCUAAUGGAGCUUGCAGACGAACAGCUAGAUCUGGAGGAAGCUGCUCGCCGCGCAUCUGAGCCGUCGGAUUUGCUCGCUGAGCUGACAGAUGAGGAUAUUCUAGCCGCCGCGGCGAGCAUCCCUGCGGUGGGGAGCAGCGUCGUGGUGGCCGUGGCAGGAUCCAGGGGCGGGCAGUAUGCUCCUGGACCUGGGGGAGCUGGGGGGGGCGGCAUGCACUAUGCUCCUGGGGCUGGGGGGGCUGGUGUGGGGGGGAUGGGGGGUGAGGGAGAGUCCGUUGGGGAGGGGCAGCUGCAGGCUGUAGCGGAGGAGGUGCUUCUGGGGCUGGACGGAUCUGUAGCACGGGCGCCAGCUCCUGCUGGUGCUUCUGGCGCUGCUGGUGCUGCGGGUGCAUACGCGCCUGGCUCACACAUGCUUGUGCCAUCCGGAACUACCUUCUCUGCCUCUCAAGGCCCAUACACGUCCUCUGCCCUCGCCCACCUCUCUUCCGCGCCUCCCCACGCUCCCCAUCCCUCGCCGCCGCCCCCCCAGCGGCGGCGCAACAUCACAGUGAAGCUGAAGCGCGCCAUCUGCGUGCUGAAGCGCGCCAAGCCGCGCCUACGCGCGUCCGCCAUCAUAGACGCCGUGCGCGCGAGCACGGGGAUCUCCCUGGGCACGCACCAGGUCUCGCGCAUUCUCCAGGACAGCGACCGUUGGAUGCGCGCUCAGGCCAACGCGAACGCCGUCAAACGCGUGCGGGACCCUGAGAACGCCGCACUAGAGGAAACCCUAGCUGAGUGGGUGAAGGAGAUGCGGGCGAAGCAUGGCGAGGCGAUGGUUACCAGGGACGAUAUGAUUGACCAUGCGAAGAGGAUCGGUCCCGGUGACGAGGAUAAUUUCCUUCGUCUGGUGGAGGAGCAGCUUGCUGAGAUUGAAAAGGCAGGCGGCAAGGCAGCCAGGGCUGCGAUUGUAUGGGGCGAAGGGGGCGAGGGGGCCGAAGGGGGAGCAGGAGAGGGCGGAGGAGCAGGAGAGGGCGGGUCUUCCGAAGGGGAGGAUACCGGGGACGAGACGGAUAUAGGGGAAGGCGGGGGUGAGAGGCGCCAGCGGUACGGUCCCGGGGUGUUCGGAGCGGUUGGGAGCGGUGACGGGCCGGGAGAUGCACUUGAUGUAGACGCGGACGGGAUCAGAAGGCGGCGGAUGGUCCAAGUAAAGGUGAAACGGGCGGUGUGUGCGCUGAAACGAGCACGGCCUGAGCUCACUAGCAGGGAGAUCAUAGACGCAGUGAGGGUGAAAUACGGAGUGGAUUUGCCCCCGUCGGCUGUGCCGCGGAUUUUGAAGUAUGACGAGAGGUGGCAGCAGGCUGGCGCGGCGGCGUCGUGCCGGGUAAGGUCGUGCAUGAAUUCGAAGCUGGAAGAGGUGCUGGCGGCGGCUGUGAGGCGGGCGCUGGCCCGUGCUGCUGGUGAGGCGGGUGAGGGUGUGAAGGGGAGUGAGGGCGGCGAGGGUGGUGAGGGUGGUGAGGGAGGGGAGGGUGUGAAGGGGAGUGAGGGAGCGGAGGGGGCGGGGGCGGCGGGGGGAGAAGGCGGGGAGGAGGGCCCUCUGCUAGGCGUAGCACCUGGAUUCCGCUACUCCAAGGGGUGGGUCUGCCGCUUCCUGCAGCGCUGGGGCUUCGGCAGCAAGCAUCUUAAGAGCGGAGUUCUAGGGGUGGUGGCUUCUGGGGGGAGUGCUAUGGGGGGUGAUAGGGGCGGGGAGGAAGGGGAUGCUGGGGAGAAUGGGGACGAGGAGGGGAGGGAGGAGCGGGAGGACCGGGAGUUGCAGGAGUUGCUGAGUAUUGUGGAUGAGCAGGCGGCUGAGCAGGCGAGAAUGGAGGCGAUGUACGGGUGGGGGUAUGGGGGAGGGGGAUAUGGGGGAGGUGGGUAUGGGGGAGGCGGGUAUGCGGGGUAUGGAGGAGGGGAGACAGGCUCGGGAGGUACACCUGGGCAGGUGCCGUUUGCAGUGGGUGUUCCUGCGGCUAGGCUCGGGAUUAUUCGCACGCCCGAAGCUGCAGCUGCGGCUGCCGCGGCUGAGGCGGCGGCUUGGGAGUAUGCUUCGGGCGGGGGUGCUGGGGGGAUGAGGAAGAGGAAGAGGUUUGGGGUUGGGCCUGGUGACGUGGCAUUGCAUAAUAGGUCGAGAUCUCACUUCUGGGAUUUGAUGGUAACGGAGAUGGCAGGGAAGGGAGAACGAGGAGGGGGGCAGGGGGGAGUGGAAGGGGGGAUGCGGAGUGGUGGGGAGGUGAAAGCAGAGGAGGGUGGGGAGCGGGGAGGGCAUGUGGGUGUGGAGGAGGGGGUGGUUGGGAUGGAGGUGGAAGAGGGUGAUGGGAAGCUUAGGGAGGAACAUGCACUUGCUGCAGGACCAGGAGGUGCCGCUGCUCCUGUGGCGGAGUCAGCAGCUGCUGACACCACUGCCGCUGCUGCGCCUCCUGCUCUUGAUGCUGCUGCUGCUGCUUCUGCUGCUUCUGCUGGUCCGACUGCUUCUGCUGGUCCGACUGCUGCUGUUGGUCCGUCUGAUACAGACAUCACUGCGGUCGUCUCGGAUUCCGACGAGGAGGGCGACGAGGGGCAACAGGGUAACCAGCAACGGCGACGAGAGCGACAGCGUCGCAAGGCGCUGGGGGGGGAUGCAGCCUCCGCGGAAAUAACGAGUCUAGAGCGUCAGGCGGAGCAGCAACGGCGGAAGAACCACGCGGAAGGAGCGGGUGACGGCAAGCGGGGCGGUCCUCCAGGCGGAAACAGCCUUGCGAGAAGUUAUAGCGUUGACUCGGUUGACUCCGUUGACUCGCUUGACCGCGACGAAUCUAUCUGCUCGCCCCGCUCCGUUGACUCCCUUGACCUUGCCUCCCCUCGUUCCGUUGAGUCGGCGGAACCGUACGAUUCUGCUAAUCUGCCCGUCUCCGCGCAUCCUGGUACGCGCAAGUCCAAGGCGCACCACAGGCGGAGGGGCUCGCGCGGAUCGUCGCGCCUCAGCAAGUCCGAUUCCGCCACUUACGCCGACGGGCGCGUCGCUCCCGACGCUGACGUGGGACCCGCGACGAGCGGGAAUGGACACGUCAGCGCUGCAGCGCUGGCAGCCGCGCACGCCAAGUCAGCUGGAGAAUUAUCAUUGGGAGAAGACGGAGCGUUGCGAGAAAGAAGGAGCAUGGGGGCGGGAAUGGGCAUUGGGGGGCUUGGGGAACCAGGCGGAGGGAUGGGGAGGGGAAGGGGGAUGUUAUCGGGAGGCGGAGCACCAUUACCUCCUGUGAAACUACCUGCGCCUGGUGGCGGACGCGUGAGUAUAGGGGGAAGGAGUGGAGGAGGCGGGGGGAAUGAGGUCGGGGGAAGCGUUGGCGCAGGCGUGGGGGCACAUUGGGUUUUCCUGGGCAGCAAAGAAAUUACCGAAGCUGCUUCCAUGGCUCCAUUCCAAACCUUCGCCGCUGCUAUGGCGGUUGCCGAGCCUUCGGCCGAGGCUGCUGCCGAAGCUGCAGCCUCGUUGCAGCCAGGGUCCCCUGUGAGGCUGCAGCGUGUGCUCGCUGCUGUGUCACGAGCGCUAGACAGAGCCAGUGAGGAGGCAGCAGCAGGGAGGGAGGGUGGUGCAGGGGUACAGGUGAGUGAUGCUGAGGCGAGUCAAAAAGAGGGAGAGGUGAAUGUUGUGGCGACUGAUAAGUCGCCUCGAGUGCUGGUUCCCGCGUCAGCUGCGCUAGACAGUGAGAGUGUGGCGGCAGCAGAGAAUGGGGGCUUCGUGGAGGGAGAAGCUGCAGCAGGGAAAGAGGUCUCUGCGGCGGUAGAACCAGCAGGAGGGAUAGAUGAACGUGCAACGAAAGGAGCAGUUGCAGGGAAAGGGGUUGCUGCAGAGAGCGCAGCGGAUGCAGGAGCAGCAGGGGUGGUGGCAACCGGGGUAGCAGCACAGGUGGCAACAGUAGUGGUCGCAGAGGGGCCAGAUGGCAUAAUGGGGUUGGGUGAAGCAGGUGCGGAAGAGGAGGAUGAGGAUGAGGAUGAGGAUGAGGGUGAGGGUGAGGGUGAGGGUGAGGGUGAUGGUGAGGGUGAUGGUUCUGCUGUGGGCGGGCAAGAAGCACGCGCAGAGGCAACUUGUGAGAGGCCUCAAACAGGCGAUGGUACCCAUGCAGAGGCGGGUAUGGGGGAGGAGGAGUCAUUACCAGUGCAGGGCGGCGGGCUGGCAGGGAACGCGGGAGGGGAGGAUAGAGGGGGGAGAAGGUGCGCUGAGAGGGGGAAGGAGGAGAGGACAGAGGGGGGGAGAAGGUGCGCUGAGAGGGGGAAGGAGGAGAGGACAGAGGGGGGGAGAAGGGGGUCCUCGCUGCGCCCUCCCUCUCCUCGCUGCUCCCUUCCUUUCCUCGCUGCUCCCUUCCUUUCCUCGCUGCUCCCUUCCUUUCCUCGCUGCUCCCUUCCUUUCCUCGCUGCUCCCUUCCUUGCUCACCUCGUAGCGCACGUCACUCCCGCCCGUUCCGCAGUCACUGUCGUCCCGCAUUCUCACCCGUUGCUCUCUCACCCUCCUCACGCGAGAACGAUGCCACCGCGCUCUCUCGCUCCCUCAAUCAAUCCCGUCCAUCUCUCACUUCCGUCCUCCUCUCACACCCGUCCCUCUCUCACACCCGUCCCUCUCUCACACCCGUCCCUCCCUCACACCCGUCCCUGCUGCCCCCAGGUGUCAUGUGGCAGGUGGGGUGGGCACCUCUCCAUACGUCCCUCGCUGCUUCCCCCGUCGCCACUCCCCUCUCUGCCUCUCUCGUCCAAUCCCUCUAAGCCCCUCUCCUCCUUUCCCCCAUGUCCUUCCCUCCGUUUCCCCCCUUUUUCAACUCUCCCUUUCCCCGUUUCCCCCUUUUGUCCCUCCCUCAUACUCAUUCCCCCUUGUCCUUCCCUCCGUUUCCACACUUGUCAUUCCCUCCCUAUCCCCUGUGUCGUUCCUUCCGUUUUCCCCCUUGUUUCUCCCUCCCUUUCCCCUGGUCCUUUUCUCCAUUUCACCCUUCUCCCUCCCUCCCUUUCCCCUACUCCUUCCCUCCGUUUCCCCCCUUGUUCUUCCCUCCCUUUCGCCCAUGUCCCUCCCCUUCUCUUACCCCGCCUAUCUUUCCCCCCUGGUCUGCCCCUUCAUUCCCCUUCUCCCGUUCAUCCCUUUUGCCCUCUUCCUACCCUUCCCCUCUCUUCUCUGCCCCGGUCUCACCUGACCUGA